AUGAGUGACGAAGAAAUCAAAUCGUACGGUGAGAAGAACGUCCACCAUGGGACACUCGGCGAACAUUUCCAUGGUCACCAGAUGGGCACCGACCCUGAGGUCCACGACCUCGUGGUUGGCGAUCAGAACGAGCUCCACCGUGCGCUCAAGGGUAGACACAUGCAGAUGAUUGCUAUGUAA
Molecule: messenger RNA, 180 nt
Organism: Aureobasidium musti
Lineage: Eukaryota; Fungi; Ascomycota; Dothideomycetes; Dothideales; Saccotheciaceae
Source: the annotation of a GenBank genome assembly